AUGCUUUUAAAGGUCGCAAAAAGGAUAUUUAAGUUGCUGGUUGCAUCUGCACUUGUCCUCGAAGUAAUACUUGUGACUCUUGUCAUAACAUGGUGUGCUCUUAGACAACGGCCAAUUAAAUCUAGGUUAUGUUUCAAUGAUGCGAUUCUUAAAUCUGCGGGUUUGAACUCUGAAAUACCUCAAAAUCUGGCAUUGGCAUAUGGCAAAGACACGACACAGAAUGGACAUUGCUUUGAACCUGUUAAGGUGUUAAACGCCUUUGUUCGACAGCAGAUGACAUUCCGUUACAAUACUAAAAUAAAUCCAGAACCUAUUGCAUUUGAUUUGACCACGUUAAAUUGCACAAUAUCUUCAGCAAAACCUGGUAUUUUAAUACUCAAGGAUAUUAAAUUGGUCCACGUACCAGGUAUGUCAGAAAACGAGGGAAUGGUUGCUAUACAGAAAACAGGAUACUACUUUGUCACUUUACAUCUGACAAUCAUGAGAGAAAAUAAAACCAUUUUAGCCAAUGAUGACAAGAUAGGUAAACACCAAGUUAUCCGCAUUGCUAAUAAAACGGAUCAACGGUCUAUUCUACUAGGAAGUACCAGCUCUCGAUGUCAAAUGCCUGCCAAGCGAUGCGAACAGUCUAUCUUUAUGGCUGCAGCCUUUAACCUCGAGGAAAACGAUACGGUUUUCGUCACUGUCUCUCAUACAUUUCAGAUGUUAUCUGUCAACGGAAUGAAUUAUUUCAGCAUUAUUGAAAUAUAA
Molecule: messenger RNA, 750 nt
Organism: Ruditapes philippinarum (Manila clam)
Lineage: Eukaryota; Metazoa; Mollusca; Bivalvia; Venerida; Veneridae
Exons: 5
Coding region: 1-750 (249 amino acids)
Biological process (GO): immune response
Cellular component (GO): membrane
Molecular function (GO): tumor necrosis factor receptor binding
Source: RefSeq, a predicted model, not a curated record